UUAGCUUCUUAAAAGAAGAAGGAGGCGUUCGUGUUUUCUUAGCAGUGAUGGCGUCGUACUGGGGAAUAUUUGUAUUCAUUAUCUGUUCACUUUUGGUCUGUGCUUCGACAGAGACGCGACAGUUUGGCACGGAAAACGUGAUUAACGUGACCGCAGUUAGCGAAAAUGAAGAGUUGACCUACAACGUGCAGAUCAGCUUGAAUGUCACCCUGGCGGACAAUAAAACUACCGUCAACGGGGUUCCGCUCAAGCCGUCAGAGGUGAUGAGGAUGCCAUGCCAGGGUUUGCUGUUAGAUGACAGUAACGUGAGUCUGAGUGACGGCGCCGGGACGUUGAACUAUACUAUUAGAGAAGUUUGGCAGCCCGACGUGUGGGAAGUGAAAUUGCUGCUGAACCAGACCUCUGAGGAGGUCACCCAGGAGCAAAACAUCUACCCGGCGAGAUCCAGCAAGAUCGUCGCCAUGCCACGAGAAAACGACGUCAUCAUGACUGAAGAGUUCAUCGCUAAAACAGUCGAGGACCAGGUCCUACACACAACCAGUCACUACCCACUGAGGCAGGCUGAAACCACGCAGGAAGAGACGGCCGCUCCGGGAAAGCUUCCUGAGACGCCACUGCGCAUGGAACCCAGUGUGCUGUACGAGGACGCUCCGGAGGAGAACGUCAAUCCUGACGACCUGCUGCCGGACGUUCCUCUCCGACAGUCGCCCUCGUCUUAUAACGUGGUGUGUCGAUGGGUGGAGGAGCUCAGGGACAGGCUGAAGCGCUUCUGCUCCGAGUCUCUGCCGCUCUUCUUCCUCAUCAUGUGGGUGGUGGUCGUCGGCGUCGUCGGCUCCGCGGUCAUCAUCAAGAUCCUCGACAUCUUGUUUCCCACGUGCGAACACAAGGGUUUCUUUCAUCUGAACCCGGAGACCCUGAUGCCGGAGGAGGAGAAGUCCAGUCCUAUCCCUUGGCCCUCUAAAGAGAAAGCUCUAAAACGUAUUGGCACACGAUUUGUUCGGCUCUCAGAAGUAUUGGCACCCUAUCCGGCCAGCUCUAAAAAGUAUUGGCGCGCUACGCGGACAGCUCUAACAGUGCUGGCGCCCUAUCUGUCCGGCACUGGAAAGUAUUGGCACCCUGUCCAGAUUUUGCCAUGCAAGCACCACUCACAUUUUCUUCAGGAAAUGUACCGGUCCAGUUAUGUAUUAUAUUGCUUCGACAGAAUGUAACGGAUCCUUUCUUGCUACACGAUCCACUCGUAUCACUAAUAAAAAAAAAACCCUAGUGACUGUUUUUCCAUUAAAGGUGGAGCUCAUCCAUUUGCAUUUCAAAGUGCUGAAAUAAUUUAAAGGUGCAGUUUGUAAUUUUUCUUUUCAAAGAUCUCAAACAUAUUUUUCCAAGUGUACGUUGGAAAAAUUUGCAACAUGAAAUGGAUCUAACUAACCUUCACCAUUUCAUUUCAUUACGGUUCCCCUCAGGGAAGGCUUUAAAAGUUACAAACUGCCCCUUUAAAGAACAUUGGGAAUAUUACCCUCCCACCCGGCGCUGGCGUUCGGGCGGGUCAGCAGGAUCCGAACUCGGCGAUCCACUUCUCGUAUUUCUCCAGGUCUGCGGCGGAGACCGAUUUAGAAACUUUCUUCAGAGCCGUCUGGAAAUCCUCCAUGGUCGUAGGCAUGUGCAUCUCGUCUCGGGAAAUGUUAGAUCUCCUCCAGGGCCAAAUCAUAAUCGCAAUCGAUAUUCGAUUAAUUACAGCUAGCUACUGGUGUCAUUUACCCAUUUAUACUGUUUUAAUGACACCUUCAAAGAGAAACCGGCUCAUUAGUAAUAAUAAACUCAGACAUCGGGUCUAGGUUUGUGUGUACUAAGAAAUAUUUCAAAUAAAAACACUAACAGCUAAAGCUGUUUGCUUUCCUAUACUCGCCGUCCCUUCGGAAACACACGUUAACUCGCUGUUAACUUUUAUCACACAUAUGAAUACGAAUUAAUCACCACUUACUUGUCGCGUUGUUCCGGAAAAUCUCGGAAAACAAAGAAUAACCUUUGUUUUUAACCCGCCAACGCGGAAAAACACACACACCUCCACUUUAUUUACAACCUAUUACAUUUCCUCCAGGUACUCGCUCUGAAACGUUGAAGUUUUGUAAAGACGUCGGAAGCGAGGUGCGCAUGCGCGAGAAAAUUAAAAAAAAGACCGCAUGCACGGUCCGAAGCGCCCAAAUAGAGUGUCCCAAACCGUUCAACGAGUCGUUUUGGAUUUGACCAAACGCACGCGCUCGCAGUCGAUUGCCAGAAAAAAUGUUAAAAUGGGAACUCCUUUUGAGUUUUACUUUUCAUGUUGAACUCAUAAACUAGCAAAUAUAAAAUAACUCAUAUAAACAAAUUCAUAUAAACUAACUCAUAUAAACCAACUAGUAUAAACUAACUCAUAAACUAAUAUAAAAAAAACUCAUAAACUAACUCAUAUAAACUAACUCUUACAAACUCAUAAACUAAUUCAUAAACUAGCUCAUAUAAACUAACUCAUAUAAAUGAUCUGAUAUACACUAGCCGUAUAACUGUUGAUUUCCUGGGAUGGGAACGAGGGGUACAUUCAUUGUAAUUGAACACAAUGAUUGUCUUUCGGACAUUAAACGUUAUCAUCCUCCAUCUUUUCUUUUUGUGUGUGUACAGGACCCCUCUUUUCAGGGGAAUGUAGAUAAAGCGCUCCAACAGUUGAUAGAAGUCCCCAGAUGAUGUCAUCGAACGAUUUGCAUAUACAUUGCUUGAGCAUGCUCAUUUGCAUAUCCGAUUACGAAUUAGGGUAUAGGAAGAACGAUUUUCUAAAGACACUUAGAUAAAAUAGAAUAAAAUAUAGCUUUAUCGGAACAGAAAUGAUAUAUUGUAACUUAUUUAUUAAAGAGUCA
Molecule: messenger RNA, 2882 nt
Organism: Ictalurus punctatus (channel catfish)
Lineage: Eukaryota; Metazoa; Chordata; Actinopteri; Siluriformes; Ictaluridae
Product: glycoprotein integral membrane protein 1
Exons: 8
Coding region: 48-1208 (386 amino acids)
Source: RefSeq, a predicted model, not a curated record